Molecule: messenger RNA, 555 nt
Organism: Brassica rapa (field mustard)
Lineage: Eukaryota; Viridiplantae; Streptophyta; Magnoliopsida; Brassicales; Brassicaceae
Product: calcium-dependent protein kinase 27-like
Biological process (GO): protein phosphorylation
Molecular function (GO): protein kinase activity; ATP binding
Source: RefSeq, a predicted model, not a curated record
AUGGCUAGUUCUCAGAGGCAUCCUGAGAAAGAUGCUGCUGGAAUCAUCAGGCAGAUUGUGAAUGUUGUGCAGGCUUGUCAUUUCAUGGGUGUGAUGCAUCGUGACAUUAAGCAUGAGAACUUCCUGUUUUCAAGUAACGAUGAGAAUGCUCUCCUCAAAGCAAUCGACUUUAGAUGCGCUGUCUUUAUCGACAAAGGAGAAGUAUACAAUGAUCGUGUUGGGACUGGUUGUUAUGUUUCUCCUGAAGUAUUACAAGGACAUUACGGGAAAGAAGCUGACAUUUGCAGUGCAGGGGUUGUUUUGUACAUACUACUCUGCGGCCAACCUCCCUUUGUGACUAAACCUGAGGAACAUAUUCUCAAUGAGAUACAGAAUGCUCCAAUUGAUUUUGAGAGCCAUCCAUGGCCUUGUAUAUCUUCAGCAGCCACAGCUCUUGUCAAGAAGAUGCUUAUCAGGAACCCCAAGAAACGAAUCACUGCUGCUAAGGAUAUCCUUGGAUCACAGACGGAGAAGCCUCCAGUAAGCCUAUUGAUAGCGUUGUUUCAACCCGUUUGA